Oryza brachyantha (malo sina) is the source of this 1098-nucleotide messenger RNA. RefSeq names its product 14 kDa proline-rich protein DC2.15-like. The transcript is spliced from 3 exons. The record is from RefSeq and is a predicted model, not a curated record. Bases 76 to 708 code for a protein of 210 amino acids. NCBI's taxonomy places the organism in Eukaryota, Viridiplantae, Streptophyta, Magnoliopsida, Poales, Poaceae.
CUCUUCCAAGCUCUAGCUAUCUCAUCAGAUACCUUAGCAUAUAGCCAUAUAUACCCUUAAUUAAGGAUAAGAGCCAUGGCAUCCGGGAAGGUCCUCGUUCUUCUCUUGGGCAUCAACCUCCUCUUCUUCACGACGGCCAAUGCCUGCGGCUGCGCAUGCGGCAAAUGCCCGACCCCCACGCCCCCGGCCCUGCCGCCGCCGCCGCCGCCUCCAACCCCGACCCCGACUCCGUCGUCCCACGGCAAGUGCCCCGUGAACACGCUCAAGUUCGGCGCAUGCGCCGACGUGCUGGGCGCCAUCAGCGGCGAGGUCGGCCAGGUGCCGGCCGAGCCGUGCUGCAGCCUCAUCGACGGCCUCGCCGACCUCGAGGCCGCCGUCUGCCUCUGCACGGCGCUCAAGGCCAACGUGCUCGGCAUCGUCGUCAACAUCCCGGUGAAGCUGAGCCUCCUCGUCAACUACUGUGGCAAGGGAGGCUGGGAGGGGUCAAGCCGUCAAGGAUGGAGAAGAAAUGAGAGGGAAGAGACUGAUAGGGCGGGGCGCGCUGGCACGGUUGCUGGCUUUCUAUUGCUGGUGAUGAGGGCAUCACUCCUAUGGAUAUACACCAGGAUCCUCGUGAUGUUAUGCAAGGUCCAAUUAAUCGAGCUCGUGCACGGAAUUGAAUUUAUAGGAAUCAAGGAGAGGACCAUGAAACGCUUGAAGAUGGGCUAGGAGGUGAACAAAGGCCGACAUCUAGUUGGGGGCUCGAUUUAAUUCACGCUCAAGUCCAUCUCAGAGUCUAGGGCAACCAACACUAAAACGGUCGCCCGGGUCUCAUUCAGACUCCGUUUUGACAUUCUACCUAUGACAUUUUCAACCGAUUUAGUCUCACGUCGAGAUUCUUUCUAUAUUAACGACCGUCAAAAUAAGAUGUCGUUCAGAUUUUGACAGGGCGCUGCAUCGCCAUCUUUUGGGCCUUUGGAUCGUGUACCGAGUUGGAGUCUAACAGGGACACGUUCAAGGGUCCUUGGCCAGUAGACGUCAUUGAGUUAGGUUAGGUUUUACUUAGAUUAUUUCCGCCGUUGCAGUUUCACCGAUAGGUCAACUGUGGAACCCCAACUU